AUUAGUUCCUCUUGCCUCUAAAAUGUGUCCUAGUGACACUUAUAAAGUAUAUAAACAGGGCAGCAACGUGAGAAUCGAUACCACUUUAUUGGGAUUUGACCAUGCAAAUUGGCAACGUGGAAAUCGUAGUUACGUUUUUAAAGGACAAAAUGAUGGAGCAACAAUGAUGGAAGUAGAUCAUGAAACAAGAAAAGUGUAUGUCGAGCAUAUGAAAAUCAUCGAUGUUGAUAACAUACAGUUAAUGGAACCAGCAGAAGAGGGUGUAUUAGCUCGGCUUACAAAUCCAAUAGUUACUACAUAUAUAGAUACGGAUAAAAUUAGUUUUGAACGCAAUAAAGCUGGUUUAUGGGGAUGGCGAUCUGAUAAAAGCGAAGUAAUAAAUGGACAUGACUGUAAAGUUUUUAGUGCAAGUAAUGUAGAAUUAAUAACAAAAACUCGAUUAGAACAUUUAUCUGAGCCCGAUAAAGCGAGGGCCCGUGCACCUCGUACACCUCUUCAGUCAUUUCUUAGCAUAGCGGAGCAACAACAAGAAAACAGUAUUAGUGCAACUACUAGUGAAGAAUAUAGCAAUGUUGGAAAUCCUUGUAAUAUUACAGCUGAAGAAUAUUUUGAUCCAGAUGUUGAUUUAAAUGGAAGAGAUAUAGGUAGACCAAAAGAAGUUAAUACAAAAAUUCAGAAAUUUAAGGCAACUUUAUGGCUUAGUGAACAAUAUCCAUUGAGUCUUCAGGAACAAAUUAUACCAAUUGUCGAUCUUAUGGCAAUAUCUAGUUCACAUUUUGCAAAAUUGAAAGAUUUUAUCCAAAUGCAGUUACCUGCUGGAUUUCCUGUUAAGAUUGAAAUUCCUCUGUUUCAUAUACUAAAUGCAAGGAUAACAUUUGGAAAUAUAUUUGGUAUGGAUCAAGAAGUACCACAUGUUGGGCAUUUACAAGAAACUAAUAGAAUGACUUGUUUAGUUGAUGAUAUUUGUUUUGAAGCACCUGUAGGAUAUGUGAAACUGGGUGCUGAAGUUCGAACUCAAUUUAGUAUCGAAGAAGAAGAUGAUCUGUUACAGUUUGCUAUUCAACAAAGUUUACUAGAAGUUGGAAGCGAACGCGAUGAGGUUGACAUAUGGGAAGCUUUGAGAGCUCAAAAACCGUCUCGACCUACAACGCCUAACAUGACGACGGAAGAAGAAAGGCAAUUACAGAGAGCUAUUCAAGCAAGCCUAGCACUAUAUCAGGAGAAUUCUGCUGGAUGUGCCAGCGGUCGAAAUAACUCUAACAAAACGAAUGACGUAGAAGAUGCUGAUUCUCUAGAAGAUACGGCAGAACAACUCAGAUUGGCGUUAAGACUUUCGGAGCAACAACAAUUAGAAGAAGAACAACGUCGAUUAUUAGAAGAAGAAACGUUUCGUUACAGAUGCAGAUUAGGUACAAAAACACCAUACAGAUUUAUAUCAAACUAUGAUGAUUCACCUUUUGACUAUUCAGGUUGUAGUCCAACAAAAAUAUGGUUAAUUAUAAGACAUGGUACAAGAUAUCCUGGUAAAAAAUAUAUACCCACUAUGAUUGAAAAAUUGCCAAAAUUAAAACAAAUCAUUUUAGACAAUUAUAAAAUAAAUAAGACAAGUAUUACAGAGGAGGAUGCAGCUUUGUUUGCAAACUGGAAAGUUAAAUUUACAGAAAAUGAUAUGAUGAAGUUAGCGGAAGAAGGUGAAGAUGAAAUGAUUAAUCUUGGAGAAAGAUAUCAAGCUAGAUUUCCUACACUUAUGACAGAAAUUUAUGAUAACCAAAGUUACAAGUUUAAAUAUACUGCUACUCAACGUACUGAAGAAAGUGCAAAAAAUUUUGCAACUGGAUUAUUUGGCAGGCAUGGUAGCCGUAAAGUUUGGUAUCCAGAAGCAGAACAUAAGGAUCCUAUCUUAAGAUUUUAUAAAAGAUGUCAACGUUGGAGAUCUGAAGUGGAUAAAAACCCAGCUGCUCUAAUAGAGAAGGAAAAAUUUUUGAAGAGUAAUGUUUACAGAAAGAUGUUGCAAGAUGUCUCAAAACGUAUUGGUUAUCAAGUUGACCAAGAAACAGCACAUAUUAUGUACAUGAUUUGUGGGUUUGAAACUGCUUGGCAGCUAGAUACAGAAUCACCAUGGUGUAAAAUAUUUUCCAUGCAUGACUUCAAAGUACUUGAGUUUGCUGAAGAUUUAGAAUAUUAUUGGAUAGAUGGAUAUGGUCAUAAAUUGUCUUAUGAACAAGCAUGUCCUGCCUUAAGAGACAUGUUUGAUUUUUUUGAGUCAAACGAGGGACCAGUAGUAUCUGCAUAUUUUACUCAUUCAGGCACCAUUUUAAAGGUGUUAGCUUUACUAGGAGUCGCUAAAGAUGAUCAGCAUUUAACGCACGACGUAUUUUCAUUGUAUGCGGAUGAUAGAGCUUGGAGAACUAGUAUUAUAGAUUCUUUCGCCUCUAACAUCGCAUUUGUUUUAUACAAUUGUUCAGGGAUUCUCAGCGUUCUUUUUAUACAUCAAGAAAGACCACUAUUUUUGCCAGGCUGUCCUUUAAAUGUACCAUGUCCAUUAUCUAUCAUGAAAGCUCUCUAUCCUAAUCAUGAAGAAGAGUGUCAAUUUGAUACAAUGUGUUCCAUAAACUAACAAAUAUAAUUAAGGAAACGUACAAAAUGACCAAAAAUCCAUGACAUAUUAUAAAUACUUUUUAUAUUUUAUUAUACUGUAAUUCUUGUUUAUGUGAUCUAACUUGUCAUAGAUGAGGUAUAGAACAAAUAUAUGUGUGCUGGAGUCAAACAGAGCCCUCUACUUUUUAUAAAAGUGCUUGUUUGUCACUGGUUAUUAUUGAAUAAAUAGUAUAUAUUUAUUAUUUACAUAAAACUCUGUAUUGAAAAAUGAUUUUUACAUAACAAGGUGUCUAAAAG
Molecule: messenger RNA, 2895 nt
Organism: Megachile rotundata (alfalfa leafcutting bee)
Lineage: Eukaryota; Metazoa; Arthropoda; Insecta; Hymenoptera; Megachilidae
Product: ankyrin repeat domain-containing protein 13D
Cellular component (GO): cytoplasm
Molecular function (GO): protein binding
Source: RefSeq, a predicted model, not a curated record